Molecule: messenger RNA, 750 nt
Organism: Dibothriocephalus latus
Lineage: Eukaryota; Metazoa; Platyhelminthes; Cestoda; Diphyllobothriidea; Diphyllobothriidae
Source: the annotation of a GenBank genome assembly
GUCCGUGGCCAACGAACAGACGCCGAACGUGCCCUAAAGAAUGAAGAGAAAAAACUUUCUGAUGUCGUCGCAAAAUUGGAUCCCAUUAGUGCUGACCUCAUGCUUUAUCGGAAAAAGUAUUCCGAGCUAGUGCAAUAUCAAACUGAAGCUCGCUCUGACGGAGAUCUCAAGGAAGCUAUCGAGCAGGCCGAGGUCCAGCUUCUUUCAAAGCAGAAUACACUGUCUGGUACCGAGAGCUCACUCAAAACGAUCCAGCGGCAGAUUGAAAGUAAGGAGGGCAAGAGAUCCGGUCUACUCGUCAAGAAGACUCAGGUGGAGGUCGAAAUCAAGACAUCGACAGAGGCAGAAGAAAAGCAGGCACAAACCGCGGUCGACGAAGCGCGCGCGGCUCUUGUCCGGGUGGAACAGUCCAUUUCCACCACAGAAAAGGCGCUUAAAGAUAACGCCAAUGAGAGCGCUGGGGUUAAAAGGAAGUUGGAUCGGGCCGCAACGUUCAGCGCCGAGCUGGAAAAGGUUAACCAAAAGCUCAAGGAAGCGACCGAGGCUCGUGAGGCCUUGGAGGAUUCAUCGGACGCAGGAGAUAAGGAAGCGCUUGAUUCACUCACUGCUAAACGAACUGAAGCGGAGGCCUCCAUUGCCCGUCUGGACGCGAAAAUCGGGGAGUUACAGCGAUCUGCCAUGGUCAGUCACGAACGCGAUCUGCUGCAGAAGAACCGACAGUCAAAAGUAGAGGCUGUGAGGAAACUGUAA